CAAAAUUAAAAAAUAAGACGGGAAUCACAUUAUAAAUUUCGUAACUGGAAUUUUGAGACACUCUGUAUAUAUGACGAGUAUGCGCAGAUGGUGAGUGUUCCAAUAAUCUCACGUGAUUAUGACCGGUUGUGGUUUAUAACGCAGAUGAAAUUAACUUUAUAAUUAAUUUUUCUUUAAAAGGAAAAAAUAAUCAUAGAUUGUUCAGAUCAAUUUUGAUUUCUUCAAUUAAAAUAUUACGCUUAUCUGGCAUACUUAUGCAUUCCAAAGAUAUGCCUGAGGAAAUGGAAGAACCAAUGGAGGAUGUUUCGAACGAAGAUGAAAGUAGUGAAAGCAUGGACGAAUCCACAGAGGGUGAAAACGUGAAUGAAAGUCAUGAGGAAAUCAAGUCGAACGUCUACCUUCCGGGGCAGGCUCUACAAGAGGGGGAGGAACUUAUUGUUGAUAAAUCAGCAUAUAGGCUACUGCAUCACGCACAAUCCGGAGCACCAUGUCUCAGCUUUGAUGUGAUACCAGAUGAUUUAGGUAACUCCAGAGAGAGUUAUCCCUUAAGCAUGUACAUAGUCGCUGGAACGCAAGCUGCCAAGACGCAUGUCAAUAAUCUCCUUGUCAUGAAAAUGUCCAAUUUACAUAGUAAUAAACAGCACUCAGAAGAUUCGGAGAGUGAAUCAAGUGAUUCGGAAGACGAGGACGAAGAGCAUGAGCCAAUGAUGAGUGUCGCUUCUAUAAAACAUCAAGGAUGCAUUAAUAGAGUAAGAUGUACGAAACUUGGCGGAAUCAUCCUAGCCGCUAGCUGGAGCGAACUGGGACGUGUAAAUAUCUGGAACUUACAAGAGCAAUUAAACGCGGUCGAGAGUUCUAGUUUGCUGGCUGCAUAUCGUAAUAAAUGUGACAAAGUAAGUGCGAGCAUUAAACCAUUGUAUACAUUUAAAGGCCAUCUAUCCGAAGGAUUUGGUCUCGAUUGGAGCUGUACAGAGUCGGGUACUCUAGCAUCCGGUGAUUGCAAAGGUAAUAUACACAUAUGGCGACUUGAUAACAGCGGCGCAUCCUGGCAUGUAGAUCAAAGGUCAUAUAAUUCACAUGCCCCGCACAGUGUGGAAGAUUUGCAAUGGUCGCCGAAUGAAAAGAAUGUAUUAGCAUCAUGUUCUGUAGACAAAAGUAUAAAGAUUUGGGACACACGAGUAAGUCCACAGAAUGCGUGUAUGUUGACGGCAUCUGGCACUCACACAUCCGAUAUCAAUGUUAUUUCGUGGAAUCCGAAAGAAAGUCAAUUUAUGGUAUCUGGAGGAGACGAUGGAUUACUUUGCAUAUGGGAUUUACGACAAUUCGGAUCUAAUAGUACGAGUCCAGUCGCUACUUUUAAGCAACACACCGCACCGGUCACCACUGUGGAAUGGCAUCCCACAGAAGCCACAGUAUUUGCUUCCGGCGGAGCUGAUGAUCAAAUCGCUCAAUGGGAUCUGUCGGUGGAAGCAGACAACACGGAAGAACUUCAGGACAGCGUAUUAGCCAAAUUACCGCCACAGCUGCUAUUCAUACAUCAGGGUCAAUCGGAUAUUAAAGAAUUGCACUGGCAUCCACAAUGUCCAGGAACGAUGAUAUCGACAGCGCAUUCAGGAUUUAAUGUAUUCCGUACGAUUAGUGUAUAAUAGGAAAAAUAUUGCACUCUAUAAAAUUUCGAAAAAUAUAU
Messenger RNA from Pogonomyrmex barbatus (red harvester ant), 1687 nucleotides. RefSeq names its product WD repeat-containing protein 1 l(2)09851. Gene Ontology annotation, molecular function: protein binding. The record is from RefSeq and is a predicted model, not a curated record. Lineage: Eukaryota; Metazoa; Arthropoda; Insecta; Hymenoptera; Formicidae. Gene Ontology annotation, biological process: ribosome biogenesis. Gene Ontology annotation, cellular component: nucleolus.